AUGGAUCAACGAUUUUUAUCAACUUUAAUAGCCUACACAUCCAUUAUCGCUUUCACGAUUAAUUUUGUUAUAAAAUCAAAUAUCAUCGGGAAGUUUUCAAACUUUUCUCAAUUUUCAACGGAUUCUGAAAAGGUUUGUGAGAAAUAUAUGCAAAAGUUUUACAUUGAUAUUUAGAUUGAUGUAAAGUCUCAAAAAGCCUUAUUUUUCAUCGGAUGGAUGAUUUUGUCGCAUUUGCCUUCGUCCAACUUGUUCUUCAACGUUGGAUUCGUCCUGGCUGAACGAAUCUUGUACAUGACGAAUGUUGGAUUUUGUGGAUUUGUUGGGCUUGGACUUCAAGUUCUUCUCGAUAGGUUCAUUUUUACAUAUCUUUGAAGAGGACUUUUGUAUUUCUGGUUUAUUCGUUCAGUAGUUGAAAAUGUGUCAUUCGAAAAGCAGAAUUUCAAAGUUUCGAAAAUUUUCAUGUUUAUUGAUCACUCUCUUCAUGAAAAAAAGUAAGAAAAAUUUUUUUUUAUGAACUAGUUUUUUUAAAUUUUAUUUUCACCCGUGUAUUUUUGUAGAAAAUGAAUUUCGGGUUUUCGAGGAAAUUUAAACUUCAAAUCAAUAGGAAAAAUUGUGUUUUUGAACAGGUUUUUGACGAUUUAUGGGGUUGAACUGUAUUGUAAAAUCUGAAAUUUGAAAUCAAACGGAUUUAUAAUGGUCAAAUUUUUCUAUAGUUGUUUGAAAUAUGACCAGUUAGAAAUUUUUUUCAGCUCGUUGGCCUAAAAACUUUCGUUUUUUCAAGAUUUUCAUUAAAUUUUUUAUGUUGAAUUUCCGUUUCCUAGUAGAAAAUAUGGUCAUAGUUCUGAAAAAAUUUUAAAAAAAGCUAUGAGUUUCCAGAAAACCCGCCUACAAAUCGUGUAUUAUCUCAAUCUUUUUCCAUCGUUUUGAUCCUUCACUCGGUUCGAACCUGGCGAAGGACCGAUGACUGGAAAAAAAUGAAGAAAAACUUAUUUUCCAGUGCCAUUUCUAUCAAUCCACCUAAAGGUAUCAAAGAAAUAUAAAUUUAUUUAUUUUUCCAUUUUUUCAGCUUUUGCGAAUCUCGGUCAUGUUUAUGCUGCACGUGGAGAGUCGAAAAAAGCUUCCGAAGUUUAUGAAUUGGCUUUGAAUUAUCGGCCGAACAUGGCGGACACUUGGUAUAACUUGUGAGUUUUUUUGAAAAUUUAUUUCUCGAAAGUGGAAAUUAAAAAUUUUGCUAGAGGUUCUUAAGAAACAGUUGAUUUCAAAAACUCGGUUGCAAAAAAUUGAAUUUUUUUCGAAUAAUUUUUCAUGAUUAGGAAUUUGAAAUCGAUCAAUUUUGAUAUAUAGAGAAAAAUAUUCAUAUUGAAAUUCUAUUGAAAUCGUAUUUUUUUGAAGCUUUUUAUUCGAUUUUCCUGGAAGUUAUCUUGCUUUUUCUAAAAAUGCAUUUCUACAUGAUUUUUGAACAGGAACCUUAUUAGUUCUCAAUUUUUCAGAGGGAUACUCAAAAAAAUGACAACGGUGACAAGUCCGGGGCUUCGAAAUGCUAUCAGAACGCCUUGACCUACAGGAAAAACCUUUGCUGCAGGUAUAAAUCGAGUUUGAGGCUUUUUGAUAAGAAAAAGGCUACAAAAUCAAAAAACCUUCAUUUUUCUUUAACAUUGUUGAGAAAAAGCCACAUAAUUUCUUAAAAAUCGAUCUUUUUCCAGUGGAAUAAAACAGGUGACCUUUUCAAACAUCUAUCAGGAAUAUGAUUUUUCUAAUUUAAUUUUUUUUUUUUGAGGCUAAAAACGGUAGUUUUCAUCAAAUUUACUCUAUUUAAAGAAAUCUACGUAACUCAAAUUGCCGUAUUUGUGUCCUUAGGGUUUUAAAAAACAGGUUUUCCAGAAGAAAAUGUGCCAAACGAAAACUUUCAGCCAUGCUCAACCUGGCCCUCGUGGAAUGGGAUCUUGGCCUCGAGCCAACGGCUUUGGCCCGCUUGGAAGUUUGCCAAUCGAUAAAUGGGGAAGAUGGAAAAUUCUACCGACAUCAUCAAGUAACCCUGACUCACUGUGGAUUCAACAAGGGACGGCUCUUGGCUUCGAAAGGAAAACAUUCGGAAGCCGCGGAGGCUUACGAGAAGGUUAUUGAUGCUGAAAGAACAGUGUCUGUGUAUGCGCCUUUAUUAACUGAACAUUUAGAUUUAAUUAAAGGCGCAUACACAGAGGCUGGCCGCGCGCUUUGAAGUGAAAAUUUCGUGGACCGGAGAAUGAUAAAAAUUUUUAUAGACCUAUGAGGAAGCUUCCCUGCGAAGCGCGUGACCGGACUCUGUGUGUGCGCCUUUAAUACAUGAAAAUUUAGAUUUAAUUAAAGGUAUCAAGGAGAAGCUUCCCAGAAGUAUUUCGUCGUUUGGAGGAUGAUGAAAAUUGUGAUAGACCUAUGAAGAAACUUCCCUUCGAUGUGCGAGACCUGUCUCUGUGUAUGCGCCUUUAAUAACUGGACAUUUGGAUCUAAUUAAAGGCGCAUGAACCGAAAUAGGCCUUGCGUAUCAAAGAGAAGCUUCCGGAAGGGCUUCCUAGCCCUGAGAAUGAUUAAAAUCGUGACAAGCCUUCCGGGAAGCUUCCUUUUAAUAUACACGACAUGUCUCUUUGUAUGCGCCUUUAAUAACUGGACAUUUGGAUUUAAUUAAAGGCGCAUGCACAGAGGUAGUUUGCGCGCAUUCAAAGGAAGCUACUGGAAAGGGUUUCGUGGCUUGGAGGAUGAUAAAAAAUGUGACAAGCGUCCCGUAUAGCUUUCCCCCCUCGAUGCGCGCGACCGAUCUCUGUAUGUGCCUUUAAUAACUUUACAUUUUGAUCUAAUUAAAGGCGCAUAGACCGAACCAUUCCCUGCGUAUCAGAGAGAAGCUUCCCGGAAGGGCUUCAUAGCUCGGAGAAUAAUGAAAAUCGAGACAAGUCUUCCGCGAAGUAGUAUUUUUCCGAUUUCAGGCGCUCAAAAACGCCCCGAAAGGCUAUGAAAACGCGGCGGCUCUGCUAAAUUCGUUGGGCGAAACCUAUGCCAAACUUGGUGAUGACCUUCAAGCUGAACGAUGCUUCCAGAAGGCAUUGGAGGCGAAUCCGAAGCACGUCAACGCCUACAUCACCUUGGCUCAUCUGAGAAUCCGACAGGUUCAGGAAAAACAAAGAAAGGAUUUUAGAAAGAGAUUCUUCAGAAUCGCAGCACUGAAGCGUCGUCUUGGCUCUCGAAGGCCAGAAGUUUGGCGCCGGAAUCGCCUACAGUACUCCAGCAAGCCGCUCAGGCUGCUUUUGUUAUCGUAAGGGGCUUCUUUAGGGAUAAAAUUCGUUCCGAAAUGAAUCGAGUAUUUCAUUUUAUUUAGUAUCAGCUGUUCAGAAAGACAAGAUAAAAAUUCGUAACACCUUUUUUUGGAUAAGCUUUUGCGCCCCAUCGAGAACCUUUAGACUACUUAUUAGCCGUCCUUCUCGAAAGAUUUUUGAAAAAAUCGGUUUGCCAAUGAUUUGAGCUUCAUUUUCCUGACAAUGACGUUUGUCCUUCCAGGGUAACCUGAACAACUCGGAGACGUUGUUCCGAGAAGCGCUCCGGCUCGAUCGAACCCAUGCCGAAAGCCUUCACGGCCUGGCCAACGUCCUGAGAGAGUUGGGCCGGAACGAAGAAAGCGAGGAGGUCCUGGCGCGACUUUGCGAAGUCAGACCCGACGAUCCGGUAGCCGUGGCCAACUACGCGGCAACCCUGCAUCUCAACGAGAAGCACGACCACGCCUUGAAGAUGUACGACCGCGCUUUACGGCUGAAUCCCGCCGACCGAACGACAGCUGAGAAUCGCGCCAAGUUGCUGCGCACCAUGCGCAGAAACACUCUUCUUUGA
Molecule: messenger RNA, 3852 nt
Organism: Caenorhabditis auriculariae
Lineage: Eukaryota; Metazoa; Nematoda; Chromadorea; Rhabditida; Rhabditidae
Source: the annotation of a GenBank genome assembly